AUGGGAUGUGGAGUUCCUAAAAGAAAGGCUACCUCAAAGCUCAACAAAGCAGAUGAACUUGAUACUUCUCUCCAAUACUUCAAUUCCAAUCCUCGAAUACCUAGCAUAUAUAUAAAAUCUCCAAUGGCAGACCAAAAAUCAGGGUUUUCUUGCUGAGAUAACCAUUUUGAAUACAAUAUAAAAGGGACAUCUUACACAAUUAUUAUUAGCAGAGUAAAGUACAAUGACUGCUCUUCACAGUUUGACUAA
Messenger RNA from Blepharisma stoltei, 249 nucleotides. Lineage: Eukaryota; Ciliophora; Heterotrichea; Heterotrichida; Blepharismidae. The record is from the annotation of a GenBank genome assembly.